AUAUUUGCAGGGUGGCGCAUCACAUCUGGAGGAGGCAGCAUCAGUUGAUCUCAGCAUCACUUACCUUCUCGUAUAUAGUAGUUUAUCUAUGGGAAAUUCUACCUGACAUUGUUUCUAAUGUGCAAUUCUCAGUUCCGCUCCGGAUUUUAACGUCUCUUGAUAACAGCGGAAGAAUUGUUGCGCCCACAUGGGCAGCGUUCUGGCUUUGUCUUCUGGUCCGGGCCAUCAGAACUGGCCUUUCUCCACGGACCCACCUCCUUCUCGCUGGGACGCACAUCCUGCUCACUGGGACAGUCCGCCACGCUGGGAGAGGAGAGAUGGCCGCCUACCCAACCCAGGCAGCUUUCACUCUCUCCACAGGAGCUGCAAAGAUGUGUUUCCUCAACAGAUUGAGGGAGUAAAGAUGAUCCUCAAUAAAACUCUGAGCAGCUUCUUCAAGGUCAGUCAUACUCUCCACCUCAGUGCUGUUAGUCCUUCAUACUAUCGAUUCCAUGUGGAGCAUCUGCAGUCGGAUGAUUUCAACAAGGACAAGGACGCUCCAGCAUUAAUCGGUGAGAUGGACUCUUCAGGCAGUCUGAACGCUCACGCUCUGCUGCAUCUCACUGAGCGCGUACGAGCCAGAACAGUGUUCCAGACCCAGCAGUCCCAGUUUGUAACGUGGCAGUUUGAAACUGAGUACAGAGGGAACGACUUCACUGCUGCUGUGACAGUAGCCAAUCCAGACGUCCUCAGAGAAUCAGUUAUCCUCGUGGCACACUUCCUGCAGAGUGUGUCUUCUGGGCUGGUUUUAGGAGGGGAGCUGGUCUACCAUCGGGGCCGAGCAGAGGAAGGAGGAAUUCUUACUCUGGCUGGACAGUACUCGAGACCUAACUGGGUGGCAACGCUGAAUGCUGGGAAAGGAGGUGCCCAUGCUAGCUACUAUCACAGAGCCAAUAAACAGAUCCAAGUCGGUGUGGAGUUUGAAGCCAGUACCAGGACGCAGGAGACCACAACCUCAUUUGGGUACCAGAUGGAACUCCCAGAAGCCAACAUGGUCUUUCGAGGUAUGAUAAACAGUCGGUGCAUAAUAGGAGGCGUGUUGGAGAAGCGUCUGACCCCGCUCCCUGCCACCCUGAUUAUGGGUGCCUUUGUAAAUCACAGAGGGGACAAGCUGCAAGUGGGCCUAGGCAUCAACGUAGGAUAACCCUCCCCUAACCCCUGCCGGAGUUCCAGCUUGCUGUCAGGACAUCCAUCCAGAGACCUGUUUCAGAGGCUUCAUAAUGACCCCAUCUUCCAAGGUAAAACCACCUGAGUAUCGUGGAUUGUUUGGGCAUUGAAGCUCAAAACUCUGGGCUUGAAACCUACCUCUCAAAAUGGAGGUGAUGUGUUCUGAUUGGAUUUAACAGGAAAAAAUGGUUGAACAUUUCAAGAUGCUCAACAACUGUGACUGGAGAUGUGUUGCUUUCCCCCUGAAACCAAACUGCACAUCACCUUCUUGACAACGGAAACAGAAAGGAUGAGAGGCAUACUGUACUGUAAACGGAAUAUAACUUAAGGUUUUAUACUGUAGGUAGUCAUAAAGAAAUGUAAUGUAUAUAGAUUAUAUGGAAAGAUAAUUGUGUUUUUCAUGUUUUAGCCCAUUAACUAUAAACCUUGUAUACCUGACCUUUCUGCUGACCAUUUUCUAAAGAAAGAAAUCAAUUUGUAGAAACAAGAAACCUAUUUAGGAUAGGUAAUACAAAUGAUCAAAUUCACCUUAUUCUUUUUUCAAUCUCUAUAUUGGCUUACUGUUUUUUUUUUUAUUAUCCCUAAUGCCUAGAGGAUCAAUCUAAAAACAAAGUGGUCGGCAGAAAAUUAAUAUGGGUAAAAUCGUGCUAAAACGCCAGUGUGAUCCUUAAAACUGUGUGUAUGAGUAAGUGAUUGUGUGCACAUCUUUUUUUUGCCAGCAUAUAAAACUGUGAGAUACCACACAUGAACCAACAGCCUGCUGAGUGUAAGAGAAAAGGUGCUGCUCCAUACAUACUAACCUCCAGUGAAGGGAUGUGAGAGUGGCUAUGCACUGACUCUGCUGAGCCAGGACUGUACUGUAUGUAUACAGAUAAAGGCAUGUGGAAACACUGACCUGUAUGCAACCUGCACUACUCACGCUGCUUCAGGGCAUUUCCAGUCCUGUUUAAGUUGCAUAUGUAUUAUUUAUACAUUUAGGGAGCGACUGUCUUUUUGGACUUAAUUUAUUAAAGAUGUUAUUUCUA
This is a messenger RNA of Sebastes umbrosus (honeycomb rockfish), 2231 nucleotides long. RefSeq lists its product as uncharacterized. Gene Ontology annotation, biological process: protein import into mitochondrial matrix. Gene Ontology annotation, molecular function: transmembrane protein transporter activity. Lineage: Eukaryota; Metazoa; Chordata; Actinopteri; Perciformes; Sebastidae. The coding region runs from base 188 to 1183 and encodes 331 amino acids. Gene Ontology annotation, cellular component: mitochondrial outer membrane translocase complex; mitochondrial outer membrane. The transcript has 10 exons. The record is from RefSeq and is a predicted model, not a curated record.